Molecule: messenger RNA, 2621 nt
Organism: Oryza sativa Japonica Group (Japanese rice)
Lineage: Eukaryota; Viridiplantae; Streptophyta; Magnoliopsida; Poales; Poaceae
Source: RefSeq, a predicted model, not a curated record
UACGCUGUGUGCUGUGCACUACAUUUAUUUUUCGUCGGACUCGCGGUGGAGAUGGAGAUUAAUUGAGCUCGAGUGUGAGACUAACAGCAAUGCCACGCAGGCUCAAGAUCGCAAUAGUAAUUAAUGGCGAAUCGAGCCAACGUCAGUUCGCUAUCGACCGACAUAAUAAAUCAGUUUGGUUGUGAACCAAGACAUCUCAUCAUCCCACCCUGGAGUCAGGAGCUCAGGAACAGCAAGCAAGAGGAGAGGAAGAAGCUGAGAUGGCUGCAGGCGACGCUGCGACGCCAUUGCUGGUGCUGGAGACGGCGUACCAAUACCAUGAGGGCUGCCCCGCCUGCGCCGUGGAGCGCAGCAAGGCGGUCAACCCGGGCAUCCCCUACAUGCGCUUCUUCCACAUCUGGAUCAUCAUCCUCGUCUCAUAUAAGAGACUUGCAUGUUGCAAAAAGAGUAGAGGACAUUGGAUUCUAUGCAGGUUUUGUAGGUUCAUUGAAUGGCUUACUUGGACCAAUAAGAGCUUAUGCCGUUGAAGUUUGUCGACCAGAGCAUCAAUCCAUUGGAUUGUCAUUGGUUAGCACAUCAUGGGCAAUAGGUCUCAUUGUUGGGCCAGCUAUCGGUGGAUAUCUUGCACAGCCAUCAGAAAAAUAUCCAAUUCUAUUUCCAGCAAACUCAUUAUUUGGAAGGUUCCCAUAUUUUCUACCUUGUUUAUGUAUAUCGAUCUUCUGCUUCGUUAUUCUCAUAAGUUGCAUUUGGCUCCCGGAAACACUACAUAAACAUGCAACAGAAAGAAAUGGAGAUUGUAAAAUUGGAUCUUUGAGUACACAUUUGGUUGACUCCGAAGAGUUUGUCAAGCAACACACUGGACCAGCUAAAGAUAAGAGCUUAUUUAAAAAUUGGCCAUUAAUGUCAUCUAUUGUUCUCUUCUGCAUUGUCUCCUUUGAUGACAUGGCUUACACAGAGAUAUUUUCUCUAUGGUCUGAAAGUGACAAACAAUUUGGCGGACUAAAUUUCUCGUCUGAGGAUGUUGGUCAAGUUCUUGCAAUUACAGGUGCUAGCAUACUUAUAUACCAGACAUUUAUCUACCCACAUAUUGUGAAAGUUCUAGGAAUAAUCAACACUUCUCGGGUUGCAGUAAUUCUUUCUAUGGCAAUUCUUUGUAGUUAUCCUCCUAUGACAUAUCUCUCAAGACCUUGGUUGUCCAUAGUAGUAAAUAUUGCAUCGAUGCUUAAAAAUAACUUUGUGGUUACUAUCAAUACAUGCUCUUUCAUUCUUCAGAACAACUCUGUGCCCCAGCAUCAAAGAGCAACCGCAAAUGGCUUAGCCACCACUUUAAUGUCCUUCUUCAAGGCAUUUGCUCCAGCAGGAGCAGGCAUUCUGUUUUCGUGGGCACAAAAACGCCAACAUGCAUUUUUCUUUCCAGGUGACCAAAUGGUGUUCUUCAUUUUGAUUAUUAUUGAAUUUUUGGAACUCAUUUGGACCUUCAAACCAUUUCUGGCCGUGCCAUAGUAAUUCUCUUCAACCCCAAGUAAUUAAGCUUUCAGAUCAUCGAUAAGUUGGGUGGCAUGUCAUGUUUAUACGGCAGAUAUGUUUGUUUGGGUAUUUGGAUGGUAGCUAAUAAAGAGUUAUGCAUAUUUGAGGAGCAAUACUUAUGUAUCCUGUCAUGUAAUUAUACAUAAGUAUUUAAAUGACCUUUCUCCUUUGGUUUGUAAAAUUUAAAUACUCGAUUUUUCACGAAGAUGAAGCAUAAUAUCACGUAAAUUGCAAGUGUGAAUAAAAACAAAUGGCAAGGUACCAUAUAAUAUUAUAUAGAUUUAUAUUUUUCCAUGUUAAUUUCUAAGUAGUAAUAUAGGCAUGACACAUUUUAAACGAUAUUACCAGAUAAAAUCAUAAAGCUAUGACCUUAUUAUGCUUUGUAUCUGUAUAUAAUGUAUGCUUGUUGUUUAUCGCAGUGGCUAUUGAUUAAUUGUAGCUUAAUCGAAUACGUGAAAUUUGUAUAUGUUACAUUAAACCAUGAUUGCUAAAGAUGGCUAAAGAAAUGUUAGUAUACAUGAGAACAUUCUUCAAUGGCUAAAGUGGGCACACUUCACCAAGAAUGGAGAAGUUUAAAAAAAAUACUUGGAGCUCCUUACAUCCUUAUGGCAAGCCAUUGAUUAUGCAAUUGAAGAUCUAUCAGGCAGUUUAACUAUUCGGAUUCCCAGCUAACUGGUUCGAUAACCAGUUGAACCGGUCGGAUCACCAGUCAGGCUGGUCUGCUACAAGUCAACUUGCUCCGAAAUGCUCAAGAUGGUGUUGCUCAAUGGAUACAAGGCGCUUGGGGACUAGCUGUGGAGGGUAUAACCCCCGGUACCCACAACAAGGUGCAUGGGCCGGCCCACCAGGAAUGGCCUGACCCAGUACCUGAAGACCCGUGGCGCACGGCAGCGCUCGGAGGUGCUCGGCGUGCACCGCAAGUCUACCAUAAGGCAAUUAGCAGAUAUAUAGGGAUCUGAUCUGAUAAGCUAGAUAUCAGAUCCCUUGAUUGAUGCUUAUCAUUGUAAACCAACUAGAUUAGAUCUUAACCGACUUGUAAACCCUAUCUCCCGGCUAUAUAAGGAGGGCAUGGUAACCCCUCAAAAACCCGAUAA